AUGGUGAAUUGGGAAUCGUUACUCGAGUUUGAAGAGGCGAUUGCUUCAUCAAACACCUCGUCAUUCUCGUCUUCGUCUCUUCUCCUCCAGUCAAUAGAGGGGAAGUUGAUCGAUAGGCUCAACUGUCCUACUCCAUCGUCAUGCCAAUACACCGAAGAAGACCUUAUCAAAUCGAUGUCCCUGUACGAUUUUGCCUUGGAUGAGUUUACAUCUUGUUCCAAGUGUGGUUGUCAGCUAAACAACACAGGUAACUACAAGAGCUGCUGCAAGAACUACGUAGAACUGAAGAAUUACAUAUCUUCGUCCAUGGAACGCUCGUAUUGGGUCUCGUUGAUUAAUAACCCAACGGGGACUAUCAACACGUUGCCCAAUUAUACCAACAUGCUUAUCUUACAACAGGGGAUCCCGCUGCAGUUAAGGUCAGUCAUCUGGAACCGGUUACUCUUAGUUGGAGAAACGAUCCCAGAGACUUCGUCACUUAUAUAUGAAAACUUCCAGCAUUCUUAUAACCAAGAAAUUCUGGAGCAGAUUUCCAAAGAUUUGCAUAGAACUUUCCCCAACGUCCAAUUCUUCACAUUGCCUAAAACAGUUGAAAACUUGUCGACUAUAUUAAACGUUUAUGCAAAUUACGAUGCAGAAUUGGGUUACUGUCAGGGUCUUUUGUUCCUUGUUGGUGUCUUGUACUACCACUUCCAAGACGAAUCUCCAGCGUUAACAUUCCACUCUCUAGUUGUUAUUAUGCAAUCAGAGCCUGAAUUACACGACAUCUUCACUGCAUCAUCAAUGUCAUCCACUUUGAAUGAAUGGCUUCAUGAAUUCUUGGACAUUUUGAAAAUAGUUGAUCCUGCAUUGUUAAACCACUUACAAAAUGAAAUUGGAAUCGAAUUCCAAGUAUUUUUGUUCCAAUGGUGGUUGUCGUUUGUAUCCAGUCAUAUUCCUGAUUUUUCGAUUAUAAAUCGAAUUAUGGAUGUAUGCUUGACCCAAGGGUGGAAGGUUGGGCUUUUCAAGGUUUCCUUAGGGCUUUUGGUGGUCAACAAGCCAAUUUUGAUGAGUUUGAGUGAAGGUGACGAAGAAGUCAUAUAUCAACACCUUUUAAAUGAGUCCAGAUGGGGUGUUGCUGUUAACGAUUUGGACUUAUUCUUCGGGAAGACUCUCAUGAGUUGGGAUGAUGAAAAGUUAUUCAUGAAUGCCAGCGAAGAGGAAUUGUUCAAAAUCCCCAAGCCAGCAUCUGUCGCAUCUUCUCACAAGAGAUCUGCAUCGACUGUUAUGGAUAAGUUCAAGCAACUUUCAGUUGGGUUGGGCUUACCCAGAUCAGAUUCCGAUGAAUUAUCUCCACAAACUGCAUCUUCGUCCUCGUCUUCGUUGAGUGUAUUCUCCAACAGAGGGUCCACUGUCAAUCCUAUCCAUAACAACGGUAGUAACAACAAUAUUACAGACUACGAAUCUGUAUACUCUGACAUAACAUCAACCCAUAGUGGCGAUGAAAAUGGGUGUAGCAGUAGUAGUAUUAAGGGAUUUGGAAACACAUUCUCCAGUUACAUCAAACCGUUCCAUCUGCGCUCUCCAUCAAAAGUUGAUACUAUUAGCGAGUCUUCUCUUGUAAGUGAAAACAAGCAUAUGAAAGUAUUGUUGAAGCAGGCAAUGGAAAUGAUUGAACAUGGAGAAAAAAACGAGCGAGUCUUGGAUGAUAUCAAGUUGGUUUUAGGGUUAUAG
Molecule: messenger RNA, 1713 nt
Organism: Dujonia railenensis
Lineage: Eukaryota; Fungi; Ascomycota; Pichiomycetes; Serinales; Debaryomycetaceae
Source: the annotation of a GenBank genome assembly